This is a messenger RNA of Mya arenaria, 2928 nucleotides long. RefSeq lists its product as uncharacterized. NCBI's taxonomy places the organism in Eukaryota, Metazoa, Mollusca, Bivalvia, Myida, Myidae. The record is from RefSeq and is a predicted model, not a curated record. Gene Ontology annotation, molecular function: nucleic acid binding. Gene Ontology annotation, biological process: DNA integration. The transcript is spliced from 2 exons. Bases 1 to 2928 code for a protein of 975 amino acids.
AUGUGUCGCAAGAAGGACAAUGACAGCAAGAAGGUCAAUGAGGUAAACAAUUUUGAUAUAAGAACUGAUCUCGAUUGUUACUCUCAGAAUGAUUUCUUUGUAAAUAGCACUGAACAUGACUCAUUGUCAAACCAAGCAUUUGCCAAAGUAAAAGUAGGCACAUCCAUAAUAGACAUGAAAAUUGACACAGGUGCGCAAGUUAAUGUCCUCCCAAAGUCACUGUACUUGAAACUAAGCUUAAAGGGUCCAUUACGACAAGCUCAGAAACGCCUCACUGCUUAUGAUGGCAAACCACUAUGCGUGGAAGGUUACAUAACCAUACCUUGUAAGUACAAUGGUCAAACUUACAAUGAAGAGUUUUACAUAGUUAAAUCAGGUUCAAGCCCCAUAUUAGGCUUACAGACAUGUUUGAGAAUGAAUCUGAUAAAUCUUGUACUUGCAAUGAAUUCUAGUACCCCAAGCAAAGAUAAUGUAAAUCACACACCUCUCACAAAGGAUAAAGUCCUCUCGAAAUACGCAGACGUUUUCGAAGGUAUUGGUCAGUUGCCAGGUGAAUGUGAAAUUCACUUGCAUGAAAACGUCUUACCUGUAGUUCACCCACCUCGCAAAGUCCCUGUCGCAAUUAAAGACAAACUCAAGGUAGAACUUGAUCGCAUGGAACAUCUAAAUGUCACUUGCAAAGUCACUGAACCUACAGACUGGGUAAACAGUUUGGUCACUGUAGAAAAAGCAAACGGUUCUUUAAGGAUAUGCUUAGAUCCAAAAGACCUCAAUGAAGCAAUCAAAAGACCACACUAUCCAAACAAGACGCUUGAUGACAUAUUGCCAGAGUUGUCAAAUGCAACCAUUUUCUCAAAGCUUGAUGCUCGCAGUGGUUAUUGGUCAAUUAAGCUCACAGAAAAGGCUUCAUACCUGACAACAUUCAACAGCCCCUUUGGCAGGUAUCGUUUCUUGCGGUUACCAUUUGGCCUGAAUAACGCAAAUGAUUUGUUCCAAGAAAAAAUGGACCAUUGUCUUGAAAAUUUGCCAGGUGUUAGGACAAUUGUUGACGAUAUUGUCGUUUUUGGUAAGGAUCAUGCAGAUCACGACCGCAAUUUUGACAUGCUCAUGACGAGAUGUCGUGAAAUGGGUAUAAAACUUAAUGCAGAUAAGACCGAUAUAGGCAAGAGCGAAAUCCCCUUCUUUGGUCACAUUCUCAGCUCUGAGGGACUAAAAAUGGAUCCUGCAAAAGUCAAGGCCAUACAGGACAUGCCACCACCAAAUUCAAAAUCAGAACUACAAACUGUUUUGGGAAUGGUCACAUACCUUCAAAGGUUUGCACCCAAACUCUCUGAAAUCACACUGCCCUUAAGGCAACUACUUUCUAAGGAUGUAGAAUUUGUAUGGGAUAUGCCCCAACAGGAAGCAUUUCAGAAAGUCAAAAAUGUCAUAACUCAGAGUCCAGGUCCUGUAUUAGCUUACUUUGACCCCAAAAAGGAAAUAACUCUACAGGUUGAUGCUUCCAAAUAUGGCCUUGCUGCAGUUCUCAUGCAAGAUGAGAAACCAGUCAGUUUUGCUUCGAAAUCUCUCACUAAAACAGAGGUUAACUAUGCUCAGAUAACGAAAGAGCUAUAUGCCAUUUUCUUUGGUUGCAAAAGGUUUCACCAGUACGUAUAUGGUAAACGAAUCAAAUGUCAGAGCGAACAUAAACCACUGUUGGCAAUUUGGAAAAAAGGCUUGCAUUGUGCACCCCCACGUUUGCAACGUUUGCUGUUACAGUUGCAGAAAUACGAUGUAGAAUUGAUAUUUGUCCCAGGUAAACAAAUUCCUCUAGCAGACACGCUGUCUCGCAAAUAUUUACCUGACACAUACCCAGAAAUUGCAGAAGGUUUAGACGUGCAUGUACACGCUGUCAUGUCAAAUUUACCUGUAAGUGAUCAGAAAAUGGAGCUGAUAAGGACUGCCACAGAGUCAGAUUCUCAAAUGCAAUUACUUGCAAAGGUUAUUCUUGAAGGAUGGUCAAAUGACAGACCACAAUGCCCCAGCACGCUUCUUGAAUUUUGGAACUUUAGGGAUGAAUUGUCAGUAGUUGAUGGCAUUAUACUGAAAGGAAACAAAAUCCUUAUUCCCAAGGAAAUCAGACCCUUAAUGUUGGAAAAGAUUCAUGAAGGUCACUUUGGUGUAGAGAAAUGCACACAACGCGCACGCGAGGUUCUGUUUUGGCCAAAUAUGUCUUCAGAGAUAAAAUCACUAGUGCUAAAUUGCCCAAUUUGCCUAGAACACAGGUGUUCAAAUCAAAAGGAACCCCUGCAACCUAGCAAAGUGCCCGAUAGACCAUGGCAAAUCUGUGCCACAGAUCUGUUCCACUGGAACAAUUCUGAUUAUGUCUUGCUGGUAGAUGCAUACAGCAGAUAUUUUGAGGUUAGCAUGCUCCCAAACUCAAGGUCAGUCACAGUGAUUGAUAAAUUGAAAGGUUACUUCAGCCGUCACGGCAUCCCAGAAGUUUUACGAUCUGAUAAUGGACCAUGCUAUGACUCUUUAGAGUUCAACAAAUUUGCAGAACAGUACGAUUUCAAACACAUAACAUCUUCCCCAGGUCACUCCUCGGGUAAUGGACUUGCUGAAAUUACCGUCAAGACAAUUAAGUCUCUGUUCACAAAAACAAAACAGGCAGGAAAUGACCCAUACCUAGCACUGUUAGAGUAUCGCAAUGCCCCAUUACAAUGUGGUCAAUCCCCUGCACAGCUCUUAAUGAGCAGACAGUUAAGGUCAACACUGCCAUUAGUAGACAAACAACUUAAGCCACGAGUACAUGAUAUGCAGACUGUUAAAGACAAAAUGCAUAUUUCCAAACAAAAGUCAAAGUUUUAUCAUGACCAGUCUGCUAAGCCACUCAGAUCUCUUGAAAUAGGUGAAAGUGUAAGGCACCACAUGACAUCUGGUUAUUAA